GUCCUACUCUCUUCUCUUCAUCUUGAUUUCUUCCCCUUUUCUUUACUUCCGAUGAUGGAGCAGUCCUUGCCGUCAACGUCAGGUUUUGGGCUUCCAAACCCUUCAUCUUCAUGCUACGAUGUUGGCUUCCGGUUUGUUCCCACGGACAUCGAACUGUUGCAUUGCCUCCAAACCAAGAUUCUCACUCCGAGUUAUGAUAAUCGCUUGAUUAUGACCACUGAUAUUUACAAGCACGAACCCUGGUUUCUUCCCUGGGAUCCGGUCGAUAACGUCCUCUUUCAUGGCGACGAGCGUUAUUUCUUUGUCCAAAGAAAACCCUUCUCUGGAAAGGAUACGGGGACCAGGCCCAAGCGCACCAUUGAUUCCGAACAAGGCUGGUGGAACUCCAACACCGACGACAAGCCCAUCUACGAUGAAGGAGGAAAGGUACUGGGUUACGUCAAGUCUCUCACUUUCUUCCUCAAAGACGAAACCAAGAAGCGGAAGGCCGGAAAUUGGAAGAAUCGGAAGGAAGGUGGGAUAAAAACGGACUGGAUCAUGCACGAAUACAUGCUGGAAUUAAACAAAGUCCGACAGUGGGUUCUUUGCCGUAUUCAUUACAACGGUAAGAUCCCUUUAUCCUUCUCAUCAUCACCACAGACGUCGUCGCAAUGCAGCGGAGGACCUGAUCUGCUACAAACACCACCUGAAACGUCAGAGUGCAGCGGAGGACCUGAUCCAUUGCAACUACCACCAACACCACAGGCGUUGCAUUGCAGUGGAGGACCUGAUCCAAUGCAAUUGCCACCACAGGCGUUGCAUUGCAGCGGAGGACCUGAUCCGUUGCAACCAACUGCUUCAAAGCGAGUCAAGAGUAGUGGGCCUAGGGUUCAGCAACCACAGGAAUCACAGCUCCUUGAAGUUGAACAAGAGUCCCAACAGCAACAGGAGGAGAACUAUGAACUAGUAUUGGCUGGAGUUGUCUGUAAUUCAGAAGAAGAUAUAGGCAGUUGGAUUGAUUCGCUUAUUUGUGAUCCUAUUGAAGAUUAAUUGAUAUUAUCCAUGUACAAAAAAAGGGAAAGAAUUGAAGAACUACAAUGAUCCAGUUGUAAAUCUUAUGCUUGACAUAUAUAGUAAUUGAAGAACUGAUCUCUUUAAAUAUUUCGUGUCUAUAUUUGUUCUUCUCUCUUAUCUCUUUAUUAUUGUUUGCACAAGCAAUAUUUUAGUUUCUAAAAAAUUUAAGAAAUAUCUUUUUUAGUC
Molecule: messenger RNA, 1239 nt
Organism: Rubroshorea leprosula
Lineage: Eukaryota; Viridiplantae; Streptophyta; Magnoliopsida; Malvales; Dipterocarpaceae
Source: the annotation of a GenBank genome assembly